AAUUAUAUUGGGAAAACGUUUGAAAAUGCAAUAUGCUUACCUUGAAUAUCUGCUAAUAAAACCGGAGUUCCCGAAUCCCAACAGCAUGCACUCUCGCUCCCAACCGGGGUUCCCAACAGGACUCUCUCGCAUCACCAGUUUUGCCCAACUUUUGUCUUAUCAGGUAAUUCCUGCACGCAUUUUUCCCUGAAACUCGUCUUGUGAACGACCGGCAGUGCUGUCCUGCUCUUCACUUUUCAGAUCUGGUUCAAAUAGGAAGGGUAGAACUGACGACAUGUUGGGAAAGCUAACGAGUGACAAGCUGGAAUUUCGGCAUUCGGGGCCAGUGACGUCACGCACUGCGACGUAACAAGAAUGGCGACCUAUCACUUAAAAUAAUUUUACAAACUUUAUUAGAACAAAAACAUUAAGAGGGGUUUUAAUAUCAAAUUAUUAUAACUCAUACUAACAUUUAUGUUUUAAGAAUUACUUGUCUUAAAAAUAGAGGAUCCCUUUAAGACUUUUUUUCUCCUGUCGUAUGCUCUUUAAGUCAUGUGUCAAAUCACACAUUUUAAUUACAAAAUACUAGAAGAGCUGGAAUGAAUUCCAAACCGCUGCAGAAAGAGGCCUUUUAUCCUGACUGCUUUUUUUCUCUGCUCAUGUUUCAUUCGUCCAAGAGUAGUUGGGCCCAGGAUGCCACUGGCCAUAUAGGGUUUCAUUUAAAACAGAACUCAUUAUUGUGCUGAUGCUGAACACUGUAAUUGUGUUGUCAUCUCCAACUCAUCAGUAUUUUUUUCUAAUGAUAAAGCCUUGCUGGGCUGCAUCAGAAGGUAGGUCGGGCUGUGAGUUUUAAGAUUGCACAGUGCAGGGAUGGUUCUUCUAACCACUAAAACCAUGCAAAUGACGGCUGUUUUUAUAACCUUUGGAGGACUAGUGACUUCCCUAAUCACCACUUUCCUCCCGCUUUGGAAGACCAUGAACUCGGACUUGAACGAAAUGGAAAACUGGUACUCGGGACUGUGGCACAUGUGCCUUUAUACGGAGGAGGUCGGCAUGCAAUGCAAGUCCUAUGACUCUGUGCUGGGACUUCCGUCGGACCUGCAGAUUUCCAGGGUGCUCAUGUUGUUGUCCGUAUUCACCGGUGGUUUAGCUCUGCUGGUCGCCAUACCGGGACUGGACGGGGUGCACGUGUGUUUGGACCGCUUCGGAAAGAGGAGAAAGUUCCUGAUCCUAGCCGGGGUGUUGUCCUGGGUUUCAGGGAUUACAACGCUGGCUCCGGUGUCGGUUGUGGCGUACACCACUGUCGUGGAGUUCUGGGAUAAAGGCUUUCCUGACGUAAUGCCGCGCUGGGAGUACGGAGAGGCCAUGUUUUCCGGAUGGUUUGGAGGUUUGGCUCUGCUCCUUGGGGGGACUCUGUUCUUUAUUGCUGUGUGCAUGGCGGACUAUGACCUGAAGAUGGCGACAAGUGUGACCAACAGCUCACUAAGGACACGGCAGUACCGCAAAACUGAGGUUCUGUAAAAAACAUGUACAUAUACAGUACAUAUGCAGUAUACACACCGCAUAUUUAGUGUUUUUGUGCAUUGGUAAUGUAUGAAGCCUUGUGAAGUCACAUUUGUGUUUUCGGAUUGUAAUUCGUUGUAUCCACAUAAUCAUCAUAAAGCAAUGGCUAGAGAAAAGUGACCCCUGAGUGAUUUAUCCAUAUGAUGUAACACCAUUUUUAAUCAUGGCCUUAUUAUUUUUAACAGCAGGUUAUGCUGCUUCCAGCAAACAGCAAAUAUUAUGCACCAUUAAUCUCAAGUGGGUUUUAUUGAUUUUUCAUCAUCGUUAA
Molecule: messenger RNA, 1810 nt
Organism: Corythoichthys intestinalis (scribbled pipefish)
Lineage: Eukaryota; Metazoa; Chordata; Actinopteri; Syngnathiformes; Syngnathidae
Product: putative claudin-24
Exons: 1
Coding region: 850-1500 (216 amino acids)
Biological process (GO): bicellular tight junction assembly; cell adhesion
Cellular component (GO): plasma membrane; bicellular tight junction
Molecular function (GO): structural molecule activity
Source: RefSeq, a predicted model, not a curated record